Messenger RNA from Lolium perenne, 1118 nucleotides. The record is from RefSeq and is a predicted model, not a curated record. NCBI's taxonomy places the organism in Eukaryota, Viridiplantae, Streptophyta, Magnoliopsida, Poales, Poaceae.
GAUCGAAGCCAAGUCCAGCAAUAGACAAACUGAUCUUGUUUUCAGAUUGAAAUCCACUUCUCUCGAUCUACUCCGUAGUACAUUGCGAGUGAUCUUGCUUCUUCCUCGAGCGAAGCAGUUUGUUUGAGCAAGCCCAGUACGCGAGAUGGCAUCCAACCAGGAGCAGGCGAGCUACCGCGUCGGCGAGGCCAAGGGCCACACCCAGGAGAAGACGGGGCAGGUGAUGGAAGCGGCCAAGGAUACGGCGUACGAGGCCAAGGACCGGGCGGCGGGUCUGGCCGGGAACGCGUCCGGCCAGGGGCAGGGCGCCACGGAGGCCGCCAAGCAGAAGGCCGGCGAGGCAAUGAACAAAACUUCGCAGAUGACGCAGGCUGCCAAGGACCGCGCCGCCGAGACGGCGCAGGCGGCAACGGACAAGACGACCGGCACGGCGCAGGCCGCCAAGGACCGCGCUGCCGAGACGGCGCAGGCGACCAAGGAGAAGACGACCGGCACGGCGCAGGCCGCCAAGGACCGUGCCGCCGAGACGGCGCAGGCCGCCAAGGACAAGACGACCGGCACUGCGCAGGCGGCCAAGGACAAGACCGUCGAGAGCAAGGACCAGACCGGCAGCUUCCUCGGCGAGAAGACGGAGUUGGCCAAGCAGAAGGCCGCGGAGACCGCCGAGUUGGCGCGGCAGAAGGCGGCAGAGACCGCGCAGUACGCGCAGGACAGGACCUACGACGCCGCACAGUACACCAAGGAGUCCGCCGUCGCCGGCAAAGACAAGACCGGUAGCGUGCUCCAGCAGGCCGGCGAGACGGUGGUGGGCGCGGUGGUGGGCGCCAAGGACGCGGUGGUGAACACGCUGGGGAUGGGCGGAGACAACACGAACAACAGCGCCACCGCCAAGGACACCACCAGCGCCACCGAGAAGAUCACCGGCGAUCAGUAGAUGAAUGCGUUCUAGAUUAAUUUGCUUUCGUUUCAUUAAUACUUUUUCAUGGUUUCCGAACACACAUUUGGUUGCAACUUUGAUUUUGAUGUAUUUACGUGUCUAGAGUCUGUAUGGAUGCUGUAUGGGUGAUGUUUUCACUUUCUUUUUUAUAAAAGGGGCUGAGGCUCGAUUUCCACUAGAA